Molecule: messenger RNA, 1100 nt
Organism: Colletotrichum acutatum
Lineage: Eukaryota; Fungi; Ascomycota; Sordariomycetes; Glomerellales; Glomerellaceae
Exons: 2
Coding region: 179-985 (268 amino acids)
Source: RefSeq, a predicted model, not a curated record
UUUGAAAGCCCAGCUUGGGCGUAGGAACUUGAAGCAUAGCCAUUGUGCCUGCAUGGAAUACAACUUAUUAGUCUAAGAGUUCCGUCCCGCACCAAACCAAGAUUUUUUCGCCCUCUCUUCCCGUCGUGCCGAAACUCUCCCAACUUCUUCAAAACUCUGAGGAGCCCAUCUACAAAUAAUGCAUCUGUCGCUGCUACGCUGGCGGCUCCUCGCAGCGGUGGCGUUCGUCACGGCGGUGGCGGGCCAGACAUGUUACUGGCCCAACGGCGUCGAGGCGAAGCAGGCGGUAGCCUGUCCCGUGGCCGGCGGCACCGAGGUCGCGGCGUGUUGCUUCCAGAAUCAUUAUUGCAUGAGCAACGGCCUCUGCUUCUCGCAGACGGAGCUGAGCUUCUACCGCGGCGCGUGUACGGAUCAGAACUGGUCGAGGAGCGGGUGUCCAAAGUAUUGCGACAAGGAGGAGAUUACCGGCGGAGUUCCCGGCCGGCAUUGCGGUGUCGCAUUAUGCGGCGACAACAAGUUCGCAUGCCAGAACUCCGGCAACUGCGCAAACUACACCUUUGGCGUCCCCGCAGGCCAGAUGCUGCUUAACGAGUACCUGAAAUCAGACCUCGGGGACCUCGCGACAACGACGGUGACCGCGACCGCGGCAGCAGGAGGACAGAGCACCGGGACCGCCGCAACGUGUUCCGCGACGGCGGCAGAGUCCAGUAUCAGCAACGGGAUCUCGACGGGAGCGGCGGCGGGAAUCGGGGUGGGCAUCGGCGCGCCGCUGGCGCUGGCGAUCGCGGCGCUAACCGUCAUGUUGUUUCGCGAGAAGAGGAAGACGAGGGCGGCGCUGUCGAGCCAGAUAGAUUCCUCUGGGACCGGCCCGUCGUCGCCGUGGGCCAAGUCGGAGCGGACGGCGUAUGUGCCGGUUGAGAUGCAUGGACAGCCGGUACCGAAUGAGUUAUCUAGUAACCACGAUAGGAGACACGAGCUUUCUUGAUGUUUGGUGCUUGAGGAUGGAUGAAGCGUUAGGUGGUGUGAAUAUUCGAGUAGAAAUGCGUUUCGCGGAUUUUGAAAGUGCAAGAUUAUCUAGCCAAAUCUAUGAAAUCCAUGAA